This is a messenger RNA of Desarmillaria tabescens, 1477 nucleotides long. RefSeq lists its product as uncharacterized. The transcript has 5 exons. Lineage: Eukaryota; Fungi; Basidiomycota; Agaricomycetes; Agaricales; Physalacriaceae. The record is from RefSeq and is a predicted model, not a curated record. The coding region runs from base 10 to 1218 and encodes 402 amino acids.
GUUUGAGUUAUGCUUCUUGGCUCUGCCCUCCGUCGCUUUUCCGUCGUCCAGAGAAUUUCGCGUUCAUUUUACUCCACCUACACAAGACCUGCACCGUAUUCUCGACGCACUGUCUGCGUUAAUAACCUGCCAGAUGGAUACGAUGCCGCCAAUAUCGUUGAUUCCAUUCGGGCAAAUCCAGUCGAGCUGAUUACACCGUCCAAAUACCAUCUUUCAGUUCGAUUUCUCAGUGAAGAAACGGCUAACAAAUGUAUCUCCAACAAUUCGUUGAGCGACCUGUCGUUAACGUUGGAGGAGGAGACGUCACCGCGACUAUCUGCUUACCAAGUCGCUGAGUUAGGAUUCAACCAUCUAUCACGCGCGUUCAGAAUCAUCAGCCUACAGCCGGACUUUGACGAAGAUAAAAUGAGGGAGAUCGUCUAUUCUCAUCCGACCGUGGAGUAUUUCAGUGUCGAUCCAGAGCAGCAACAGGUGGAUGUUCGUUUUUGGGACAUUUGGCAGGCAGCAAAGGCACGUCGCGCACUUCUUGAAUACCCUGGCUUCCCGGGCUCCCGGAUCGUGUCUGUUCUAGAGGAAGAUCUCAACUACAUUUUCCCGGAUUGGUAUCCAAGCGCAGAAGACAACAGACUAAAUCUCAAUCGGAUCGUGAUGAUGUCUGACCUCGAUACUCCAGAGCAGCUUGGAUUUUGUAUGAACAGCACUCAAAACAUCGAAAAUCACCUGGUGUUGUUCAGAGGGCUUUACAAGAGAGACAAGUCUAUGAGGCUACGCUUCAUCACUGAAGCCUCUGCGCAGCAGUUCUUUGCUUCCAUUCAACCCUCAGCUGAAGCAGCGGGGGUGAAAGUAUCACUGAAAGAGGACAUUCAUAUCGUGCCUCGCGGGGCGGUCACUGCCGUUAGCUUGGGCGCGUCUCGGGUGGUUUGCGUGCGCAUUAGUAAAGAGAGACGGCGUUCUAUUCAAGAUUAUCGAUCGAUGUUUAUCCAAUACGGAGCUCUGGGGCAUAUUUCUGAGAAAUUCAGUGAUGAUUCAGAUAUGGGUCUUGUCUUUCUCACAUAUAAUAGCAUUUUCAGCGCAAUGAGAUGCAUAUAUGACCUGUCGUGGUCGUCGAAAAACGUGCCAGGGUUGUGGGGCGCUCCCAUCAAUUUCCUCGGUGCCGAACACUUGCUUCCCUCUGUUGUCCCACCAGAAGGCAGACCUUCUUCUCCGACAGAGUAUUAAUGGCGCUAAUAUGACAUCCGCCUGGCUGGAAGAUAUGUUUAUAGUCCACGUACAAUGAUGGUAUCGAAAACAAUCGCGAUUGAGUUGCCAUAAUCUCAUUCUGAAAUACGCAUCCUGUAAUUUCGGAUUCUUGGCCUGUCUGUUUGCCUCCAGCCCCGUUUCUAUGAACAAUGCCCGAAAAGACACAAGUAUAUUCUCAAAUCCUAAAGAAGCAUGCUUGAUCCUUAGUCACCCCUUACUUCAGCAAGACUACACUGGC